Messenger RNA from Rhizophagus irregularis DAOM 181602=DAOM 197198, 1112 nucleotides. NCBI's taxonomy places the organism in Eukaryota, Fungi, Glomeromycota, Glomeromycetes, Glomerales, Glomeraceae. The record is from RefSeq and is a predicted model, not a curated record.
UAAAAAAAAAAAAAAAAAAAAAAAAAAAAAAUAAUAAUAAUAAUAAUAAUAACCUUUAAAAUAGAGCGAGCAGCGUAUAAAAUUCUUCUACUACCAAAUACGUUUAAUUAAGUCAUCUUUGGUGGCCUCAUAUAUUUCGUUACCCCAACAAUAGAAAAUUUUAUCUUGGAAAGAUACGAGUUACACUUAAUUAGAAAAUUUACAACUACUAAGCGAAGCAUGAAUACUAUUACUACUUUGACUGCGAUGAAUCAAAAUUUGAACAAGUUUAGAUUAUUUUAUAAACUUCCGGAUGAUGAUAAUUUUUAUCAUAUAACUUGCCAAAUAAUUUCUCAAGGUCCGGAAACGGAAAAAACUAUGGAUGAUACUUAUGAUUAUGAGUUUUUUCACCAAGAUUAUCAUGUUACAUGUAAGCUAAUAUCAUAUUCCUUUAUUGUAAAUAUAUUAAAUAAGGAAAUUUAUGGAAGAGAUUUUGAUAUGAGUGACCUGAAACGCAAAUCCUUAUUAACUUCUAAUCAAAAAAUAAACCUCGAACUGAGCUUGAAAGAGAACUUUCUUUUUCUACAAUAUCAAAUUAUAAAAAGCAGUAACACACGCGUUACAGAAACUUUCGUUACAAUUCCCCAAAGAAAUAUGAACAUGAAUGCCUCAGAAAACCAAGCGGCUGUAAUUCAGCCCAUACAGAACCAUCAAUCAACAUCGCAAGCCGAAUUUGGAUUAUUUUAUCAACCACCAAAUGAUAACAACUUUUACCAUGUAACCUGUAAAGAAAUUUUACAACAACUUUGUGAUGAUGAUUACGAUUACGAAUUUUUUUGCGAGAGCUCGAACGGAAGAUAUCAUGUUACAUGUAAAUUAUUAUCGUACACUUUGAUUAUAAAUAUAUUGAAUAAGGAAAUUUAUGGAAUAGGUUUUGAUGUAAAUGAUUUAGACCAGGAUUAUAUAUCAUUAACUGCGCAUCAAAAAUUAAAUCUUGAAUUAAAUUUGAAGCAGUAUCUUCUUUUUUAUAUUUAAUAUGAUCAAUUUCUAGUGGAAACAUAUUGGGGCAUGAAUAUUAGAGUUUACGGUUCAUUUUAUUUUUUAUUUAGAUUUAAAUUGGUGACUUAUUACGG